UUAUCGUGGAUAAUUUUAUUAUCCCUGAUAGCAACUCACCACACCCUGUCCCUCACAGCACCUGGGGAGACAGUGUCCCGGCCUCCACCUCUCUUCUUGACCCAGGUGAACCAAAGCCACCAGAGCAAGGGCAGAACCCACAACCGCCCAGAGGAGGGGUCCCAGUGCUGCCUGGUUUGCAUCCCUGUCCUGGCCCUGCCCAGUUCCUGAGCUGGACCGCAGGCCGGAAGGCCGAGAGAAACAGCCCACUCUCUACAGCCAGGCUCCAGUCCCACCCCUUUCAGGGCCACUAAGCUGCCAUCUCUGGGGAGCUGCCAUCCGUCUGUGUCAGAGACACCGCUCGGCCAUGCUGGGCAUGGGAGCACCUGGCCAGCAUGUUGCUCUGGGUGACUCACCUGGUCCGUCUGCAGCUGGCCCUGACCUGCUGCUGGGCUCUCGACUGCCAUGAAAUGGCCUCUUCACCCGACUUCACUCUCCCGGGGGACUACCUCCUGUCAGGCCUGUUCCCCCUGCACAGCGACUGUCUGCAGGUGCGGCACAGCCCCCAGGUGACCCUCUGUGACAGGGCUAACAGCUUCAAUGGCCACGGCUACCACCUCUUCCAGGCCAUGCGGCUCAGCGUGGAGCAGAUAAACAACUCCACGGCCCUGCUGCCCAACGUCACCCUGGGGUACGAGCUCCAGGACGUGUGCUCCGAGUCGGCCACUGUGUAUGCAGUGCUGCACGCGCUGUCCCGGCAGGGCACGUACCACGUGGAGAUGCAGGGAGACCUGUACCAAUACUCUCCCCGGGCGAUGGCUGUCAUCGGGCCUGACACCACCAACAAUGCGGGCACUGCCGCCGCCCUGCUGAGUCCCUUCCUAGUGCCCCUGAUCAGCUACGAGGCCAGCAGCAUGGUGCUCAGCGCAAAGCAGCUGUACCCCUCUUUCCUGCGGACCAUCCCCAGUGACAGGUACCAGGUGGAGACCAUAGUGCUGCUGCUGCAGACAUUUGGGUGGAUCUGGAUUUCCCUGGUUGGCAGCUCCGGUGACUAUGGGGAGCUGGGGGUGGAGGCACUGGAGGACCUGGCCACACAGCAGGGCAUCUGCAUCGCCUACAAGGGGAUUGUGCAUUCUUCUGCCCGGGUGGGCGACCAGGAGAUGCAGGGCAUGAUGCGUGGCCUGGUCCAGGCCAGGACCACUGUGGUGGUGGUCUUUUCUAGCCGGCAGCUGGCCAAAGUAUUCUUUGGCUCUGUGAUACUGGCCAACCUGACAGGGAAGGUGUGGAUCGCCUCCGAAGACUGGGCCAUCUCCACACACAUCAGCAGAAUGUCUGGAAUCCAGGGCAUCGGGAUGGUGCUGGGGGUGGCGAUCCAGCAGAGACUUGUCCCUGGCCUAGAGGAGUUUGAAGAGGCCUACGCCCGGGCAAACAAGGGAGCCCCCAGGCCUUGCUCCAGGGGCUCCUGGUGCAGCACCAAUCAGCUCUGCAGAGAGUGCCAGGCCUUCACAGCAUACACGAUGCCCAUGCUUGGAGCCUUCUCAAUGAGUUCUGCCUACAAUGUGUACCAGGCGGUGUAUGCUGUGGCCCAUGGCCUUCAUCAGCUCCUGGGCUGUGUCUCUGGCUCCUGUUCCAAGGGCCAAGUCUACCCCUGGCAGCUUCUGGAGCAGAUCUACAAGGUGAAUUUCCUUCUACAUGAGGACACUGUGGCGUUUGAUAAGAAUGGGGACCCCCUCGGUAGCUAUGACAUCAUUGCCUGGGACUGGAGCGGGCCCAUGUGGACCUUCAGGGUUGUUGGCUCCUCCACGUGGCCCCCUGUUCAGCUGGACAUAAACAAGACCAAUAUUCGGUGGCCUGGAAAGGACAACCAGGUGCCCACGUCUGUGUGUACCAGAGACUGUGCGGAAGGGCACCAUCGCGUGGUUGUGGGUUUCUACCAUUGCUGCUUCGAAUGCGUUCCCUGCGAGGCUGGGACCUUCCUCAACAAGAGUGACCUCUACCGCUGCCAGCCUUGUGGGAGAGAAGAGUGGUCACCUGAGGCCAGCCACACCUGCUUCCCACGCACGGAGGUGGUUCUGACUUGGCGUUGGCCCAUCUCUUGGGUACUGUUGGCAGCUAAUACACUGUUGCUGCUGCUGCUGGUAGGCACUACCGGCCUGUUUGCCUGGCAUCUAGACACCCCUGUGGUGAAGUCAGCUGGGGGGAGGCUGUGCUUCCUCAUGCUGGGGUCCCUGGCAGGGGGCAGCUGCAGCCUCUAUGGCUUCUUUGUGGAGCCCACACUGCCCAUGUGCCUGCUGCGACAAGCCCUCUUUUCCCUUGGUUUCGCCAUCUUCCUGUCCUGCCUGAUGAUUCGCUCCUUCCACCUGGUCAUCAUCUUCAAGUUUGCCACCAAGGUGCCCACGUCCUACCAUGCCUGGGUCCGAAACCAUGGACCUGGCCUGUUUGUGAUGCUCAGCUCAAUGGCCCAGGUGCUCAUCUGUCUAACCUGGCUUGUGGUGUGGACCCCACUGCCCACCAGGGAAUACCGGCGCUUCCCCCAGCUGGUGGUGCUGGAGUGUACAGAGGCUAUCUCGCCCGGCUUUCUGUUGGCUUUCACCUACAAUGGCCUCCUCUCAGUCAGCGCCUUUGCCUGCAGCUACCUGGGCAAGGACCUGCCAGAGAACUACAACGAGGCCAAAUGUGUCACCUUCAGCCUGCUCCUCAACUUUGUAUCCUGGAUCACCUUCUUCACCAUGGCCAGCGUCUACCAGGGCCCGUUACUGUCCGUGAUCAAUGUGCUGGCCGCGCUGACCAGCCUGAGCGGCGGCUUCAGCGGCUAUUUCCUCCCAAAGUGCUAUGUAAUCCUCUGCCGCCCAGACCUCAACAACACGGAGCACUUCCAGGCUUCCAUCCAAGACUACUCGAGGCGCUGCGGGUCCACCUGA
This is a messenger RNA of Heterocephalus glaber (naked mole-rat), 2900 nucleotides long. It is a transcript of the gene Tas1r1, whose product is annotated as taste 1 receptor member 1. Gene Ontology annotation, biological process: G protein-coupled receptor signaling pathway; sensory perception of umami taste. Gene Ontology annotation, cellular component: plasma membrane. Gene Ontology annotation, molecular function: G protein-coupled receptor activity. NCBI's taxonomy places the organism in Eukaryota, Metazoa, Chordata, Mammalia, Rodentia, Bathyergidae. The record is from RefSeq and is a predicted model, not a curated record.